Messenger RNA from Trichomonas vaginalis G3, 588 nucleotides. Its product is annotated as retrograde vesicle-mediated transport, Golgi to ER. The record is from RefSeq and is a predicted model, not a curated record. The transcript has a single exon. Bases 1 to 588 code for a protein of 195 amino acids. Gene Ontology annotation, molecular function: GTPase activity; GTP binding. Lineage: Eukaryota; Parabasalia; Trichomonadida; Trichomonadidae.
AUGCCGAAAGAUCAGGAUGUUGUGAUGUGCUGCAAGAUCGUAGUUCUUGGCGAUUCUGGGGUAGGUAAGACAAGUUUAGCCAAUCGCUGGAUUAAUGGUGUUUGGCAGGAUUCAGUUAAGCCCACGAUUGGCGCCAAUCAUCAAAGAAAGAGAGUACAGAUAGACAGAAAUAAUUUAGAUGUUUUCAUGUGGGAUACAGCUGGCCAAGAGCAAUUCAGAUCUCUUGCGCCAGUGUAUACUCGCUCAUCAUCUGCUGUGAUUAUAGUUGCAUCUAUAAUCGAACGUGCAUCAUUUGAAUCAAUAGAAAAUUGGAUAGAAAUCGUAAAGUCUACAUCAGAAAAAAUGCCUCCGUUAGUUCUUGCAGUAAAUAAAAUCGAUUUACCAGACGCUGUUAUAAAUCAGGAAGAAAUUAUUGAGAAAUAUAAACCGCUAUUUGCAGGUAUAUUCUUUACUUCUGCUUUAUCUGGACAGGAAGUUGAUCAAUGCUUCAGAUGCGCUUCAGAAGAAGCUUACAAAUUCAUUAAAGAUAGUCAGCAAGUCGAAUCCAAGCAGUUAGAUGCCGAAAAGCAAAAGUCAGGUUGCUGCUAA